UACCGCCCCAUAUCCACCCGUAAAUUCCUAUUCAGUCUAUAUCCUGGCCAGUUGCACCUUCGUGCAGGCUGCUGCACUGCGCCUGUGCUGGCCGAAAAGUUCAGAGUUCGUGAAAAGUUCCCCGCAGUCGAGUUUUAUUUUUUACCUGGAAAGGAUCGCCGUGUUGUUUGUCACAGCUACAUACAAGUGUUUAAGAAGUUAAUAUGGCCCGUACCAAGCAGACCGCCCGUAAGUCGACCGGAGGAAAGGCUCCUCGUAAGCAGCUGGCCACCAAGGCUGCCCGUAAAUCGGCGCCAUCCACCGGUGGAGUGAAGAAGCCCCAUCGUUAUCGUCCCGGAACCGUGGCCCUUCGUGAGAUCCGUCGUUACCAGAAGUCGACUGAGCUGCUCAUCCGCAAGCUCCCCUUCCAGCGACUGGUUCGUGAAAUUGCCCAGGAUUUCAAGACCGAUUUGCGUUUCCAAUCGGCGGCCAUUGGAGCUCUUCAGGAGGCUUCUGAGGCGUACCUAGUGGGACUGUUCGAAGACACUAACUUGUGCGCCAUCCACGCCAAGCGCGUCACCAUUAUGCCUAAGGACAUCCAGUUGGCGCGCCGCAUCCGAGGCGAGCGUGCUUAAGCUGGAUCAUCCCGAGGAUCAGCUAUCGGAUCGAUCGCUGUCGUCCAUCCCCGAACCGACCAUUCUGAUUUAUGUUUUUUUGAGGGAGACGAGCCUGAGCAAGAGCACCAGCAGCGACACUUGGAUUCGAUCUAUUCAUAUUUACAUGUUUACAUUUAUCAUCCUUUUGUUGGCCAAUCGGAUCGUCGGAAUGCCGAUGCGAUUAGCGCCACCGUACACAAAACAUCAACAACACACAUUACUGUAAUGCUUAAAAUAUUUGUAAUUCUUAUUAUUAUUAUAUCUUAGUUAUUAAGUUUUUUUUCUCGCCUGUGCGUCGACGGUUCGUUCUCGCUGUGAUGAUACCACGCUCCUUUUCGCCCGAUUCCGCCGGGUCCACCACCAAUAGUUACGGCGGAGGAGUAGGUCUCCACCGAGUGGCCGUCGUCGUCUGUCCGCCUGCAACAUCCGCCACCAAAAACUCCAACAACUGUCUGGCUGGCUGGCAGACCGCGAUUUCAAGUGAUCCGCGGUCCUUGAGGCGCCUGCUCCUCCCUUUUACUCUAUUUCCUAAAAGGGGAGCUCAACAUCUGGCUGCCGGGGCUCGCGGACCUGGGCAUCGGGGCCAACGUAACGCCAGCUGGACGUGGCAAGGCGGACAGACGGUGGCGGACUGCUCGGCGGGGAUUCCCCCGGCUGCUUGGACGGGCGGCGGGGCGUGGCCUUCUGGCGGUCACCCGGAGGCGCACGGCAUUUAACAUAUGAUGAAGAUGAUAUCCACAUAUAACACCGAAGACCGAAUUGAGUACACUUAACUUUACACUUACGUAUAUGCAUAUAUACAUAAAUAUAUAUAUAUAUAUAUCUAGAAACGAAAAACACUAGGCAUUAAUACUCUCAUUUUGUUCACCUUUCGUUACUGCAAACUACAAACAGCGUAAAAUAUAUAUUAUCAUGUAUUAUAAUAUAUAUGAAACGAAGAGGGAUGGGCGUGACAGAGUUAGUUGAUUAAAUAAGGUUUUAGAUUUACACGCAUUUUAUACGUUUAGGCGGAGAAGCGGAGAGAAAGAUGAACAGAUAUAAGGAUGAUUCAGCAUUCAGCAAUCAAUUAAUAACACACAUCUAUAGAUUUGGAAGAGCAUCGAAUAACAAUAACCGAAACAAGGCAAAUCAGAGCAAGCAUUGAAUAUUUCUCAAGAUUUAUACUUAUGUAGUUGAAACACAUGCAAAGUAAUCAAUCGUAAACGCCCAUAGAUAUUAUAUAUACGUGUAAAUUGGUGUCGAUAACUAGUUUCACAUUGAACAUUUAAGCAAGUCGGGCUAAACCUGUGUGUCUAUAUCGUAUCGUAGCUUCAAGAACCAAUAAGCACCAAAAAAACAGUCCCCAUAAACAAAAAGUAACUAAAAGCAGUGACAGCAACAGCAAAAAUAACUGGAAACAUCAGCAAAAAUAACAAAAAAAUAAACGGUUUUUUCUAUAGAAGAAACCAAAAAACCCAA
Drosophila biarmipes is the source of this 2093-nucleotide messenger RNA. Its product is annotated as histone H3.3A. The record is from RefSeq and is a predicted model, not a curated record. Bases 204 to 614 code for a protein of 136 amino acids. Gene Ontology annotation, cellular component: nucleosome. The transcript has 3 exons. Gene Ontology annotation, molecular function: DNA binding; protein heterodimerization activity; structural constituent of chromatin. NCBI's taxonomy places the organism in Eukaryota, Metazoa, Arthropoda, Insecta, Diptera, Drosophilidae.